AUGGGCUGGGUGUACAAUCUCGUAACCCCCGAUCCCAACAGCCAUGUCGCCCGCGUCAUCGGCGUGUGCCUGGCCUUUUCGCUCAGUGCGUUGGUGGCUGUCACACUGCGGAUGUAUAUCCGAGUGUUUGUGAAGAGGUCGGUAUGGGUGGACGACUAUGCGUGUUGUUUCAGCGCGGUGCUGAGCGUGGCAUAUGCGAGUAUCAUUGUGGCUCAAACACGAUGGGGUCUCGGGCUUGACUCUCAUUACUUCCCAAAGGAGAAUGUCGUUCCUUACAGUAAGAUUCAGUACGCUGGAGGCCCGAUGUAUACGCUCGCCCUGCUCGGAUUCAAGGUCUCGCUGCUGUCGUCGUACCUUCGUGUCGCCGGGUUUAUCGCUAAACAAUGGGAUGCAACUAUCCCCGGUACUUGCAUCAACACUGUCGCUUCAUAUUACGGCACGAGUCUCGGCUUCGACGUAAUCAUCAUCGCCCUCCCCAUGCCCGUCCUCUGGCAACUCCAACUCCGCCUCCGACAGAAGAUCGCCCUAGUCGGCCUGUUCGCGCUCGGCUUCUUCAUAACCAUCAUCCAAAUCUUCCGCAUCUUCACCAUCAAGAACCUCAAAACCUACACCGACAGCGAGCCCAUCCUGCUCUGGUCCACCAUCGAAAUCAGCCUGGGUGUGAUAAUCGCGUGCAUCCCGACAUACGGCCCGCUGUUCAAAUCGUUCGCGUCGAAUAUCAACUCCUACCGCAAGCGCCAGACAGAUCAAAGCUACCGUCUUACAUCGGCACGACAGCAGUCACACACGCAGGCGUCGAGCCAGCGCCGGAAACUGGGCAGCCACGACGAUCUUGAUACGUUUAUUUGUGAGGAGGACGGGGAUGAGAGUUCUGUUCCCGCCAGGCCGUUCGAUAAUAGCACGCCGCAUAAGACCACGAUUAUGUCGACGCAGCAGGGUCUCGGGGAUAAUUCGUCCGAGGAACAUAUCCUUGGCCACCGGAGUGAGGGGAGUCUUGCGGGUAAUGAACGAGGACUGCAUAUUCAGAAGGUUACGGAGGUCAAGGUCGAACGGCAUGAUGUGUGA
This is a messenger RNA of Aspergillus terreus NIH2624, 1065 nucleotides long. Its product is annotated as putative integral membrane protein (Pth11). The transcript has 7 exons. Bases 1 to 1065 code for a protein of 354 amino acids. The record is from RefSeq and is a predicted model, not a curated record. NCBI's taxonomy places the organism in Eukaryota, Fungi, Ascomycota, Eurotiomycetes, Eurotiales, Aspergillaceae.